CCACCUCAACGGCAAAUCCACUCACACCCGCCGUGCGCCACCUUCCCGAUUGCCAUCCGUUGCUAGAUAUCCAUCACGCAACAGACAAACCUUAUACAUACUGCAGUCGCGGCUCCGACUGGCGACAGCAGCAGCACCGAACGCACAAACACACAUCCCGUUCCAUAGUACAUCCUCCGUCCGCAGCCCAAGCGGCAAUGACCGCAAAAAGCAUCCAUGCGUCGGUUCUAGUGUUCCCGGAUGUCGAUAUCGAACCCACGUCCGCCGACGACGUUUCGCUCGCACUACCCGGCAACACAUCGUUCUCUCUUUACGUUACUCAACCGAACAUUGUAACCCUCUUCACCGCUGGCACCAACAACGGCGAUGAAUUGAAGGGUACGCUGCACUUUCCGGACCUGCUGCCGUCAUCGGUCUGCCGCAACAUCACCACGCUCCCGCGCACUUCCCUUUACGACGACCUCCAGAAGACUACAUACUCGAGCACCCACGUCAUCGCCUUCGCUCCGUGGUCGCUCGGAUGCAACAAGGAGUUCCUAGAUCGUGCUCGCGACGACCGCAGCGAUGUCCAAGGCUUCUUCUUCUACACGCUCGACCACAUGGAUCAGAUUCCGGGCAGCGGGAAUGAAUACUGGGAUGGGAUUCGGUUGCGUGACUACGGCUUUCCCAUCUACGGUAUGAGAGGACGCGAGGGCGUGCUGUUGAUGGACAAAUACACACAGUAUGCGACGGAGAAGAGCAUGCUGAGCGACGUCAACAACAUGACUGGGCGUGCGCGCAUCUUCAUUGAUGUGGACACCGGGAAGCGCGCUCCGCUGCCGGGGCUGUGGCUAUUCCUGCUCAUUGUGAUGUCUGUGCUACUGGUCGCGGUCGGAUUGACGUCGCUGUCGAUGCAUCUGCUGCAAUACUACCGGCGCCGCUCGUUGCGCAGGAGGGUCGCUGCUGGCGAGGUGGAUCUGGAAGCUCUCGGCAUAAAGCGGCUGCGAGUACCACGGAAGGUCCUCAACAAACUCCCGCUCCGUCCGUACACUACCGAUAAAAGCGACAGCUACUCGCAACAGAGCUGUUCCAUCUGCCUCGAAGAUUUCGUGUUGGACGUGACCACAGUACGCGAGUUGCCGUGCAAACAUAUAUACCAUCCCGCCUGCAUCGACAGCUUCCUGGAGCAGCAGAGCAGUCUGUGUCCGCUAUGCAAGAACAGCGCUCUGCCGAAGGGAUACGUCCCCGAACGGCUUACCAACCGCACCGUCGUACUCGAGCGGAAUGCGCGGCAGCAGCGCGAAAGGGCGGCGCGGCGGAACGGUGAGAGGAUCGACCCGUCGAUGUGGUCGAGGCUUAAGAACAUGGUUUGGGGCCGUGGUGGGGGUCGCCCUGGCGUGGACUCCAGGAGCGACGCGACACCCACCCCAAACGCGAUCGAGAUGCGGCGUCGAACAGUGCCGGCGGGAAGUAGGGAGGGCAGGAGUGGAGUCCUAGUUGCUGAGGUGGAAGAGGGCCCCGUUAGGGGAGGGAAAUUCCGGAGAGCAGUACGCGCUGUCUUCCCCGGAUUCCAGUGAAAUGAUCAGCCUCUGCGU
Tricharina praecox is the source of this 1574-nucleotide messenger RNA. RefSeq lists its product as uncharacterized. The transcript has 3 exons. Bases 198 to 1556 code for a protein of 452 amino acids. Lineage: Eukaryota; Fungi; Ascomycota; Pezizomycetes; Pezizales; Pyronemataceae. The record is from RefSeq and is a predicted model, not a curated record.